AGAAAGUAAAAGUCUCUCAGGGAAGUCGCUCCAUUAUCCCGUUUAUCGCCCUUUAGCAGCACAGGCAUGCACAUGACUGACUGACCGUCAAGAAGAAAAGAGUUUGUCCGUUCUUCAGGGCGGUAGAAAGACAUUAAAAGAGCUGCGAAGUUCAUCCGAGGUCACGAAUCGGGAAAAAAAAUGUCGCGCGGUUCAAAUGCAGGCUUUGACCGACACAUCACCAUAUUUUCACCAGAGGGCCGUCUCUACCAAGUCGAGUAUGCCUUCAAAGCCAUCUCCCAGAGUGGGCUGACAUCUGUGGGGGUCAGGGGGACAGACAGCGUUGUGGUGGUCACGCAAAAGAAAAUACCUGACAAACUGCUGGACUCUUCCACUGUGACCAACAUGUUCAAACUAACCCCUCGCAUUGGCUGUGUGAUGACUGGACACAAUGCGGACAGUCGUUCCCAGGUUCACCGGGCACGAGUGGAAGCCGGAGAAUGGAAAUAUAAGUUUGGUUACGACAUCACGGCAGACAUGUUGUGUCGCAGGUUGGCUGAUAUCUCCCAGGUCUACACUCAAAACGCUGAAAUGAGGCCUCUAGGCUGCUGUAUGAUCAUGGUGGCGAUGGACCCCCAGCAGGGUCCCGCCCUGUAUAAAUGUGACCCAGCAGGCUACUACUGUGGCUUCAGAGCAACCGCAGUCGGGGCCAAACAGACGGAGGCCAAUAGCUACCUGGAGAAGAAACUGAAGAAAAAGCCUGAAUUGACACACGACAGGACAGUACAGCUGGCUAUAACAUGUCUGUCCUCUGUCCUAAACAUGGACUUUAAGGCCAGUGAGCUGGAGGUUGGCGUGGUCACCAAGGAAAAACCCAAGUUCAGGACGCUGUCAGAGGCAGAGAUAGAAGAACACCUGGUGGCUAUCGCAGAACGCGAGUAAGGAUGCCCUCAUAAAUUUCAGACCUCCUUUCAUCAUCGUGUUUCUUUGUCAGUGUGCUUGAUUUAGCCCUAAUUUAACCACACUGCUAGCAACAGUCUGAAGGUAAAAGUACACAGUCGUCCACUUGUGUCUCCUGGGCGGUUAAUAAUGAGGUCUCGGUUCAGGUUUGAUUUGUUGUGUUUCUGUUAUGUUUAAAUUCUGAUCUUCCACGUAAAACCAUUUUUAGUGGGCAUCACAAGCAACAAAUUCCACAUUCAUACUUGGUGAUAUAUUUCCUUGUAUGAAAUACAAGUUUUGGAUGUUGGUUAUUUAAUAUUACCCCUGGUUUUUUGUUUGGAUGUGGACAGAAUAUUUGCCACACAGCUUGUAUUACACUGUAUGUUUGUAACACCAUCUCCACACUGGUAAAGCUGCAAUAAAAAAACAUCAGAUUGAUUGUCAACCUCUAUAAACCAACUGUCAUAAUAAAAUUGAAUAGAAAAAUGACUAGAAA
Scatophagus argus is the source of this 1414-nucleotide messenger RNA. It is a transcript of the gene psma6l, whose product is annotated as proteasome 20S subunit alpha 6, like. The record is from RefSeq and is a predicted model, not a curated record. Gene Ontology annotation, cellular component: cytosol; proteasome core complex; nucleus. Gene Ontology annotation, biological process: ubiquitin-dependent protein catabolic process. Lineage: Eukaryota; Metazoa; Chordata; Actinopteri; Scatophagidae. The transcript has 7 exons. The coding region runs from base 181 to 921 and encodes 246 amino acids.